This is a messenger RNA of Seriola dumerili (greater amberjack), 1457 nucleotides long. It is a transcript of the gene ilkap, whose product is annotated as ILK associated serine/threonine phosphatase. The transcript has 10 exons. Gene Ontology annotation, molecular function: cation binding; protein serine/threonine phosphatase activity. Gene Ontology annotation, biological process: protein dephosphorylation. Lineage: Eukaryota; Metazoa; Chordata; Actinopteri; Carangiformes; Carangidae. Bases 217 to 1320 code for a protein of 367 amino acids. The record is from RefSeq and is a predicted model, not a curated record.
UCAAGCUAACUGUUAACAUUUGUGCAGCUGGAGUAAUCUAACGUGUUUACCAACUGACUGUCGGUACAUUUUGACUCGGUUUAAGAAACUUUCCAGUCAUUUAAUCCGGUAUUUUUUAUCCGCCCGCUGUCAGCUCAAACACCGAUUCUGAAGAGUACCGGUGCAGGUGGGUAGCUGCUGGUAGUUAGCUUGUUGGCUAGCUCCUGAGCUAACAGAAUGGACCUGUUUGACGACCUGCCAGAACCCACACAGACCUCCGGUCCAGUUUCAGCUGCGCCGGUCACAGCUCGACCACAGUCCACCAAAGAAGAAGAAGAAGAAGAGAAGGAGGAGAAAAGUAUAAAACGAAAACGAGAAGAUGCAGAGUCUUGCACUGAUAAAAGAGAGGAAGAUAAGGAGGAGCGAGGGGAGAUCAAGAAAGUUUGUAAAGAAGGCCUUCCUGUAUUGAAAGGCUAUGUGGCAGCGAGGCGUGGUGAGCGGGAGGAGAUGCAGGAUGCUCAUGUUCUGCUGCCGGACAUGAGCAGCUGUCUGUCAGCUCUACCAGGACAAGUGACUCGUGUAUCGUACUUUGCUGUAUUUGAUGGUCAUGGUGGAGCUCGAGCCUCUCGAUUUGCUGCAGAGCAUCUCCAUCACAAUCUGUCCAAGAAGUUCCCCAGUGGAGAUACUGAGAAUGUGGACAAGCUGAUUAAGAAAUGUCUCCUGGACACUUUCAAACAGACAGAUGAAGACUUUCUGAAGAAAGCUUCCAGCCAGAAACCAGCGUGGAAGGACGGCUCCACAGCCACCUGUGUGCUGGUGGUGGACGACAUAGUAUACGUGGCCAAUCUGGGAGACAGCAGGGCGGUGUUGUGCCGGUUGGAAGCAGCAGCAGCAGCAGAUGGACAGAGGAGGUUGGUGACUCUCGCUCUGAGUAAAGAACACAACCCAACUAUGUAUGAGGAGAGAAUGAGGAUCCAGAGAGCAGGAGGUACCGUCAGGGACGGCAGGGUGCUGGGUGUCCUCGAGGUGUCUCGGUCUUUUGGAGAUGGUCAGUACAAACGCUGUGGGGUCAUUUCAUCCCCCGACCUGAGGAGGUGUCAGCUCACAGCUAAUGACAGGUUCAUCAUUCUGGCCUGUGACGGUUUGUUCAAAGUGUUUUCUGCUGAUGAAGCUGUUAAAUUCGUCCUCAACAUCCUGCAGGAGGGGAGUGUGGAGCAGAGGGCGGGGCUGACGGAGGAGGAGGUGCGGUUUGAAGCUGCCUGCCAACAACUGGCCAGUGAGGCAGUGAGACGAGGCUGUGCUGACAACGUAACCGUGAUCCUGGUUUCUGUUGGCUUCUGAACACAUAUACACAUCAUCAUCAUCGUCAUCAUCAUCAUCACAACACAUGUACACAGCAACAGUUUGACUCAAAUGCAGCUGAUCUAAUGUCUCCUCAUUGUUUUUUUGUUUUUUUUUAAAUAAAAACCUUUUCUUUA